Messenger RNA from Syzygium oleosum, 1854 nucleotides. RefSeq names its product glutathione transferase GST 23-like. The coding region runs from base 997 to 1671 and encodes 224 amino acids. Gene Ontology annotation, molecular function: glutathione transferase activity. Gene Ontology annotation, biological process: glutathione metabolic process. Lineage: Eukaryota; Viridiplantae; Streptophyta; Magnoliopsida; Myrtales; Myrtaceae. Gene Ontology annotation, cellular component: cytoplasm. The transcript is spliced from 2 exons. The record is from RefSeq and is a predicted model, not a curated record.
GAAUCUGUUUUCAUACUCAGAAAACCGAAAGAGAAGAAAAUAGAAUUCUGGAAAUGCUUAUAUGCACAUCUAACUCAGCAUGUUAGUUGCAAAAUUCUGUAAGUUUUUACUCGAAGAAGCAUCACAUUUUCUUCUUGCUAUCUUCAGAGAUUUCAUUCUUACUCUCCUUUAUCCGAACUGCUUUUAGGAUUAAAAAACCAAACCUGAAGCCAUAUUUUGGUAAUACCAAAACCAAACCAGUAGACCCAGAAGCAUCUGCCUCAGUUACAAGUCUCUACAACUAUAUUAAUGCAAUUUUUCAUUAGACAUUGAACUCGAGUGCGCAGCCGUUUCAUUCUAUAAACUCAAGCUACUUGAAACCCGAUAGACAAGUAUAAACAAAGGGAUACACAUUAUUAGGCAACAGGAAGUACGACGAAUUGAACUCGAGAGAAGAGUAAUGCUAGAACUAACUAAAAUCGUUUUACAAAGUUGAUUUAUUAAUUGAUGUGUAGACUGCAAUCGGUUUUUGAAUUUGGCCCAUUUAUUUAAAAUGUUGCUCAUAAUCUGACACACCACGUAAUGAACCAAAAUUUUCAACCGGUUUAAUUAAAUUAGCAUUGCCCGUACUUUUGAUACCAUAUUGAAAUCCAGGCGAAAUUCUUUCUUCUAAAGACUUAAGCUAUCCAAAGAAAUGCGAUACCUUCACCUAACAAAAGCUACACCAGGUAACACGUCAAUACAUGUGGGUUGAAACUUUAAAAAUAGCAUGAUGUCAAUACAAUCAAUCCCGGGCUGGCCCGACUGGCGUGUUUGACCUUUCUUCCAAAGAAAUCUAAAUGUUUUAUCAUGUUGGGUUGAAAUUUAGGUUGUCCAAAAACAAAAAUGAGAUAUGAAUUCGACCUUCUGAGUUUGUUUGACCAGAAACCCGAAACGUAAUGCCCAAGCAACGUGACUCCACCAAACGCCCUUUAAAUUGAGCUCACAAAAGCAAGAAGUAUCACACUCUUGAGAGACAUGGAUGGAGUGAAGUUGCAUGGAGUUUGGGCGAGUCCAUUCAGCACCAGAGUCGUAUGGGCAUUGAAGCUCAAGGGCAUACCAUUUGACAACAUUGAGGAAGACCUCUCCAACAAAAGCGCCUUGCUUUUGCAAUACAACCCAGUGCACAAGAAGAUUCCCGUGCUCGUCCAUGGCCGGCGGCCCGUUUGCGAGUCCAUGGUCAUCGUCGAGUACCUCGAGGAGACGUGGCCGCAAUACCCCCUGUUGCCCACCGAUCCUCACGAGCGAGCCGUGGCCCGUUUCUGGGUCAAAUUCAUCGAUGAAAAGGGUCUUAAUGUUUGGAUGGUGUAUCGGAGUGUCGGCGAAGAGCAAGAGAAGGCCAUGAGAGAGAGCCUGGAGAUGCUGUCGAUCCUAGAGGAGCAUGGUCCGAACAAGGGAAAGAAAUUCUUUGGAGGAGACAGCAUCAACAUCGUGGACAUUGCAUUUGGUGGGGUGGCAUAUUGGAUGGGAGCCAUCGAAGAGGUAUCGGGAGGCAAGAUGUUCGAUGCCGUGAAGUUCCCUCGCUUGAACGCUUGGAUGGCCGACUUCGAGUGCUUGCCCGUGAUUGCCGAGAACUUGCCCGAUCAAGGGAAGUUGCGCAAGCACCUCGCCCGCCUAAGAGAGAAAAGGUUGUCAUUGUCCGCACACAAAUGAUGAGCGGCCUCGAUGAUCGAUGUUGUAAGCUUGGGUACUAUAUAAAAGUACGAUUAUCAACUGGAUUCCUGUCUAUGUCUCUUUGUAAUAAUAAGACUUCCAAGUGAAGUAUGUACUUUGGUCGGAAGUUUCAAGUUGAAGCUUACUAAUUAGCAUAUGCAAUAAAGUAAAAUUCUAUUUUCA